AUGUUCAUUGCCAUUGCGAGAUGCUCUGAACAGACGGCAACUAACCUACGCAGGGGUCUGCCUCUGGGAUACCUGAACCAACUCGAGCAAAGACUGUCCGAGACCGAGGCCGCCCUCUACAGCGCCCUGGUCACCCUACGCGCGAUGCGCCCAACGACUACAGUACAAGCAUCGACAAAUCCAGACUCGGUACAUAAACAAAAAGCUGCACGGAUGGAUGAAUGGAACCAACUACCACUCCGGGGUUGGCCAGACAUGGAGCGCUGGCUCGCAGGCAUGUCCCACCAGUUCACCAUUGAACAAAGCCCAAAUGCAACUGGCAUGGAACCCUCGGAUGGCGGGUUUGCAAUCCCACAGUCACCAAAUCAUCCAAGUCACGGUAGCAUCCAUGGCCCUGAUGUAGAUAUGAAUGCUGGGGAGCCAUCGACUUCAUAUGGCUGGCCCCCACGGGGGGAAGUCUCCAUGGGGAGCCCAUAUGAGACCCAUCUCCGCCCACCGGGAAUGAUCUCCUCGCCUGUAUAUUCGCGGGGUCAAGCCACCGGGGGUUCCGACGGUGUGGCGUCGCCGACUGGAGGGGGCCAGGAGUAUACCAACCUCGCCAUAUCAAAUGAGAGUGGACCAGUAAGACCAGUGGAGAGCACACCGGCCACCAGAGCGGAAGAGCUGUCAAAAACUAGACCUAGCAUAUACUUCUGA
Molecule: messenger RNA, 696 nt
Organism: Penicillium daleae
Lineage: Eukaryota; Fungi; Ascomycota; Eurotiomycetes; Eurotiales; Aspergillaceae
Product: cytochrome P450 family protein
Exons: 1
Coding region: 1-696 (231 amino acids)
Source: RefSeq, a predicted model, not a curated record